GGCACGGAGAGGCAGGGAGAUAUAGCACGGGGUGAUAACAUUGCACUCUCUCUUCAAAUGACAAGUGCUUAUUUUCCCGUUUACCUCUCACCGCGCGCAGCAUCUCCGGCUCAUAGACUUACUCUUCCGAAAGAACUCGUCUUCUCACCUGGUCUCCUGUUUCUUUUUUUAAACUAUUACUUACAUUAAUUUCUUCAAAGAUGUGCGAAAUGUGGAAUUUUGGCAAACGGUGACCUGUCUGCAUCUCGAAAUUAUUCGGUGCAUCUUUUCGGGGUUGACUGUUAGAACUGGGUAGGCAAUAUUUUCCGAUGUUUUACGAUGCUCUGCCUCUCAACAAUUUAGAAAAGUGCGUGGUCAUUUUCAGCGCCGAAUCCACGGAGGAUGACGACGAAUCACCUUGCCUCUCCGGUGUACUUUUUCACAGCCUUUUGACUGUCUAGUGGAGUAAAUUCGAUGAUUUAUAUAAAGACAAAGUUUGACCGACACAAGUGGUCAGCGGACACCUUUUGGUAAUCGGACAGUGGACCGACCACCUGUCCACGGGCUCGGUGCGUCUUUAUCAACCUUAUCAAAUUGAAGAGAAGAUAAUUACCAAGUAAGAAUAAACAAGCAACGUCAAAGAUAUUUGCAUCGUCUCGCCUUUGGUGGUGUAAUAGCAGGAUUUACAUCAUAUCUGGAGUAAUUUUAUGUGCGCACUAUUGAAGGAUAUAGCCUUAGAAUGUUUGCAUUAUUUACAUUUGGAGUAAGGUUCAUCACUUGAGUGUAUUAGACACUAUCGACUUUUGUGGAAACCAUCUAAAUGGGACGAAACCUGGAAAACUGACUUGUUGAGAAAAAAAAUAGGAUAAAACGGUGUAUUGCACGCAGUCUGAUGUCUGCUCUACGGCCGGGGAGCUGUCUAGGGCGUCGGGUGUGGAUCCUCCUGGCCAUGACCCACCUCACCCUGGAUUUCUCCCUGUGUAGCCCCCUCAGUCAGGGCCUGGGGAUCAAGCUCAUCCCCAAACCUGUGCCUCGCCCCCGGCCCCGCUCGGCGCCCCUCUGGGAUACUCCCAACAUUCUCCACUGGAGGACUGUAAGCACUCUGGCGCACCGGCUCCUCAACCCCGUCCCACUACCGGACAGCAGGGGAGGGCCAGGGCCAAAGGUCAGGGGUCAAAAGUACAGGAGACUGGCACACAAAGGACAGCCAUGUAAGGAGUGCCGGUUGAAAUACACAUCCACCGAGGCGGGGGAUUCUGCAGCGUCGGCAGCAGCGGUAGGUCUUCCCAGGGGGAGCAAAACAGACGUGGUGAGGUUGUUACGGAGGGCGAGGAGACAGCUGAAAUGGGACGCUGACGACAAAUCUCAGGAUGGCAGGACCACGACGGUGGCCGGAUAUAUCGACUGGGGACCCACAGGGACGGAGGACAACUUUGACGACGGUGAGGGGAAAACGGCGGCCAACUCCACGCUGUCCACCAAGGCCUUGACUACUACUGUGGCCACCACCACUACUACCACCACCACCACCACCACCACCAAGAGCCCCCAGAGGACAUUCGCGGUGGUGACCACCCCGCACCCUAGGAGGCUGAGCACCACCAAGGCCAGCGUCAGUUUAGGGGAGACUGUCAAACCACCAAAGCCAUACGGAGACACACCAGGACUGGCAGUUCACCAGAUUAUUACAAUCACUGUGUCUCUCAUUAUGGUCAUCGCAGCCUUGAUAACUACACUUGUCCUUAAAAACUGCUGUGUACAGUCGGGGAAUGGCCGUCACAGUAGCCAUCAGCGGAAGAUUCACCAGCAGGAGGAGAGCUGUCAGAACCUGACCGACUUCACCCCUGCCCGCGUGCCCAAUAAGGUGGACAUCUUCACCGCCUACAACGACAGCCUGCAGUGCUCGCACGAGUGUGUGCGCACCGCCGUGCCCGUCUACACGGACGAGAUGAUCCAGCAGACCCCUAUAUACAAGACCACCUACAACGGAAAUAGACCUUCUCCCAUUGAAAGGCAGCUGAUUCCUGUGGCCUUUGUGUCAGAGAAGUGGUUCGAGAUCUCCUGCUGACUAACUGAAGGCUUUUUUACAUCACAUGGAUGGAACAGACUUCCUGAAUUUAUGCUCUGGAUCCUUUGGUAAACUUUUCCAACCAAGAGAAAGAAGCGACUCAAACGAAGGCCAAUUUUGUAAAGUAGUGGGAACUCUCUCUCUGGACACAGAUUAAGAUAUUUAUUUUUCUAUAAAUGAUGACAAACCAAGCAGCCAUACCGCUGCCACUCCAAACUAUUUUCCAGAGACCUGUGUUCAUUUAGAUAUCUAGUUAGAGUUAAUAUAUAACUAUAUUACUGGAUGUGCCGGAGAAGACCAUCUACGUCAGCGUCACCUUGAAGAGGACUAGGUUUCUUGGAGAGCUAGGAGACUUGGAGGAGCUGCUCUCAAUGGAAAAAGCUGAGCUGUAUUACUGAACAAUGUGCCAAUUACGCCACUAUGUGCCAUAAUCUGUACAGAAGGAACUUUAGACAACAAUUCAUGGACAAUAUUAACCCUGUAUCAACCUAACUCCAUCUUUUUUUAAAGAAAAGUGAGAGAAAAAAAAAUGUUUAAAAGUAUUUGAAUAUGUUUUCUGAAAUAGUUGUAAGAAUUGUGUUCCAAAGUCCAAAAAAUAUUUAUAAUAUGAAGCACUAUUCAUUGAGGGCAAGUGGGGAAAGAAAAGAAAACAGUACAUGCUUUAGUCAACACCUACAUUUAAUGCAUUGUUACUAUGUCCCAUUUUAAAACCAGAGUAGUCUGUCUAUUUUUAUACACGAAAAGAGGUCAGUCACAACCCAAACAGUGCAGUUCCCAUGCCACAUGAUGUUUGGACAGCGGAACACCAUUAACAGUCCAAUCAGAGAUUGAAGCAAAGGGAAUUCAAAACACUCAUCGAAUCCAAGCCCAGAUUAAUUACCCUUUCGGAAUGUCCUUUUUCUCAGAGGUUUUUUAUUAUGCUUACUACACAAUGGUUGUCGAACAUUGCAUGCCAUAUGUCCUGUUGUGUUCAGUUCUAUCUGAAUCAGGGUAGCUAAGGCAAACAGAGAGGAUUAGCAGUGUGUUUACAUAUAUACUGCCUCAGGUCAGUGUCCAAUACACAAGUCUUCAUUCAAUUUUCCAUCCCAAGCAUUAUUCACAAGGGAUAAGACAUUAUAUGUUACUAUGAGUGGUGGUAGGAUAUGAGCGGUACCGCACAAGGGUGGAAUUUAGAAUUAACUUGUAAGAAUAUAAUUAUUCUAACUCUGCAAUUACAGUAAGUGAGAAAUAUUGAAUAUCUCCUCUCAACUAUAUAUACAUUUUCAGUGUUUACCUACUGUGUCUCAUAGUCUAAUUGCAAAAAUAAUAAUAAUUAGUCUUAAAACAACCAAGGGUCAGAUUUAUCAAACAAUGCUUCUAAGGCCACUAAUAAGUGUCAUUUGUGUGUAUUAUUGGGGGAAUAAUAAUACCUUUUAGUGUUGCAUUUAUCAAGCCCAUGCUAAUUGGAAUUAUCAUAUUAUCAUCAAACACCUUUACAAAUGGUGCCCUGUGUGAGAAGUAUUUACAAUCGGAAGUAGUCUUUUCUAUACCAUAAUCUCAGAAAUGCAUGCAAAUCAAGAAAUGGAAAUGAACAGAACAUCUGAAUAAAAAUGGUAAAGUAUC
Messenger RNA from Coregonus clupeaformis (lake whitefish), 3649 nucleotides. RefSeq names its product adherens junction-associated protein 1-like. Gene Ontology annotation, cellular component: adherens junction; cell-cell contact zone; cytoplasmic side of plasma membrane. The record is from RefSeq and is a predicted model, not a curated record. Gene Ontology annotation, molecular function: beta-catenin binding. Bases 872 to 2047 code for a protein of 391 amino acids. NCBI's taxonomy places the organism in Eukaryota, Metazoa, Chordata, Actinopteri, Salmoniformes, Salmonidae. The transcript is spliced from 6 exons.